Molecule: messenger RNA, 3568 nt
Organism: Oryzias latipes (Japanese medaka)
Lineage: Eukaryota; Metazoa; Chordata; Actinopteri; Beloniformes; Adrianichthyidae
Gene: tgfbrap1
Product: transforming growth factor, beta receptor associated protein 1
Biological process (GO): autophagy; intracellular protein transport; vesicle-mediated transport
Cellular component (GO): cytoplasm; membrane
Source: RefSeq, a predicted model, not a curated record
ACCUGCAACCAGAGAGGGGGGGUUCUAGUGCAAAUGGGCGGUGUUUCCCCGUGGAUAAGGAAGACGUAACACUAAGCAAACAUAUUCUUUCUGUGGAUGCAGUUAAAUCGAGCACCAUGACUGUAACCACGUUUAACCAUAAAAACAUGGCACGGUGACAGUCUCCGAUUCAGUAAGCGUCGCUCGUGGGUCGUGCUCCGUCGUCAGCAGCGUGUCGAUGCCGUGGCUGAGAUGAGUGUGAAGGCCUUCGAGCUCGUCCCGGCUGUGGAGCGAGACCUCCUCAUGGGCGACAAAGCCCGCAUCAACAUCGAGUGUAUUGAAUGUUGUGGCAAGCACCUGUACGUCGGCACCAACGACUGCUUCAUUCACCACUUUCUCCUCGACGAGGUCGCCUCGCCCAUGGGGAAGCUGAGCUACUCAGCUCAGAAGCUUCUGAACAAAUACUUGGGCCUGAAGAAACCGGUGGCUGAGCUGCGGGCUGCUUCUGCUUUGGAGCGCCUGAUCGUGCUUUGUGAUGGGAUGGUAUUUCUUGUAGACAUGGUGACUCUGGAGAGCGUGCCCUCAGCGGCAGGAGGCGGAGUGAAGAUCAGAGGAGUGAUUGCCUUCUGCGUAAACGAGAACCCGGUGAACGGGGAUCCGUUCUGCGUGGAAAUGGCCAUACUCUCCUCAAAGAGGCGAACCGUGCAGAUUUACAUGGUGCACAAGGACAGGGUGCAGCUGGUCAAGGAGGUGUCCACUCCGGAGCAGCCCUGCGCCCUCAGUCUGGAUGGUUACUUCUUAUGUCUGGCCCUCACCACACAAUACAUGAUUCUGAACUACAACACAGGAGCCUCUCAGGACCUGUUCCCCUACAACAGUGAGGAGAGGAGGCCCAUCGUGAAGAGGAUCAGCAGGGAGGAGUUCCUCCUGGCUGCACCCGGGGGUCUCGGAAUGUUUGCCAAUGCAGAGGGGGUAUCUCAGCGGGCUCCGGUCAGCUGGUCAGAGAGCGUGAUUGCUGCGGCUGUGAGUUUUCCCUACGUGGUGGCUCUGGAUGAGAAUUUCAUCACCAUCCACAGCAUGCUGGACCAACAGCUAAAGCAGACUCUGUCGUUCAGGGACGGACACAUACUGCAAGACUUUGAAGGGAAGGUCAUUCUGGCCUCCACAAAGGCGGUGUACGUCCUGGUGCCUCUGCCUUUGGAGAGACAGAUCCAGGAUCUGCUGGCCAGUCACCGGGUGGAGGAGGCGCUCAUGCUCAUGGAGGGCGCACAGAGAAACAUUCCCAAAGACAAAUUUCAGGUUUUGCACAGAAGAAUCCUCCAGCGAGCGGGGUUCAUACAGUUCGGCAAGCUUCAGUUUCAGGAAGCCAAAGACCAUUUUAGGAAGGGUGAACUGGAUGUGCGGGAGCUGAUCUCUCUCUACCCGUUGCUGCUACCCGCUUCUUCCUCCUUCACCCGCUUUCACCCUCCUCUCCACGAGUUCGCCGACCUCAACCAUCUUGCACAGGGCGACCAGGAGAAAGUUCUACAGUGCAAGAGGUUCCUCAUCAGUUAUCUGAAAGAGGUACGGAGCACCGAGGUGGUGAAUGGCUGUCGGGAGGAUGUGGACACAGCCCUGUUGAAGCUCUACGCUGAACAGGACCAUGACAGCCUCUUGGACCUCCUAGCUUCAGAGAACGCAUGCGUGCUUGCAGACAGUGUUCCGUGCCUGGAGAAAUAUCACAAAUAUUUUGCGCUCGGACUACUUUAUCAUUAUAACGGUCAAGACUCCGCAGCACUACAGGUGUGGACUCGUGUGGUUAAUGGAGACUUGCAGGACUCCACCAGAUCAGACCUUUUUGACUACAUUGUGGACUUCCUGUGCUGCUGUUCCAAUCUGGACCUGGUUUGGAAGUAUGCGGACUGGGCACUGCAGAAAGAUUCCACUAAAGGUGUCCACAUCUUUAUAAGGAGACCGUUGAGCACAGAUCAGUCAGAACUAAACCCUGACAAAGUCAUUACCUACCUGGGGAAGAACAAGCAGGCGCUGCUUCUCUACCUGGAGCAUCUGGUGCUGGAGAAGAAGAUACAGAAGGAGAAGUUCCACACUCACCUCGCCGUGUUGUACCUGGAGAGGGUUUUAUCGUUGCUGUCAGACUCAUCAGCAGAUGCAGAACCAUUGACCAAAGCAAGAGAGAGACUGCAAGCGUUCCUCAGGGAGUCCAACUUGUAUCGUGUACAGUUUCUUUUAGGAAAAAUUGAGGACUGUGAACAAUUGCUGCUAGAGCGUGCAACACUACAUGGAAAACUAGAGGAGCACGACAAAGCCCUGCACAUUCUGGUGCACAAGCUCAGAGACUUUCCCUCCGCUGAGGCCUUUUGCGUGUGGGCCUCUUCUGGUCGCGAUCCUGCGUACCGGCAGCGGCUGUUUCACCUGCUCCUGGAGGAGUAUUUAGGAGGAGAACCUCGAGUCGGAGGAGGCGGCGAGCUGGAAAUGGCAGCGGUAGACGUCUUAAAUAGGCACGGCGAGGUGUUUGACGCUGUCAGGGUGUUGCGGGUGCUUCCUGAAAGCUGGUCGCUGCAGCUGCUGCGGCCCUUUCUAAACCGCGCCAUCAGAGCCAGUAUGCACGCCCGCCACACCUCUCAAAUCGCUGUGGGCCUAGCACAUUCAGAAAACGUUCAGCUGCUGCACGACCGGUUGAAAGAGCGCAAGAAACCGAUCUUUGUCUCAGAAAAGAAGGGAUGCCACCUCUGCCACAACACCUUUAAGGAGCCAGAUGUGGUGUGUCUGCCUGGAGGAGUCCCCGUUCACACUCACUGUGUCGCUCAGAGAAUAAAAGACUCUCCCACAAAGAGACACUUGACUAAUAGCAGCAAUCAUACGUGAGACCAGGCAUGUCCCGCCGUCGUCUGGUCAGUGACGGGAGGCACAGAUGCACUAAGACUAUUGACAGCUGUUGGCCAUAGAAGAGCCAGAAGCACAUCUGUUUUUAUUGAGGGAUUUGCUGUGGAGCCGAAAAGUAAAACGCAGGGAGAGCCGGUCCAGAGUCGAUGGCAGAAACUGGUUAUACCAUGUAUUUAUUUGUGUGCUGGCACUCGUACCGCUGCGAGUUUAAGCUCGGUAGAAUUCUCAGCCCGUCCCAUCUUAUGCUCUCACGGUUAAUUCACAGAUUUACGAACCCCUUUUAAAUGACAGCGAUGACGUUUAAAACCUGCUGCGAAUAUUUGUCUAAGCAUGCGUUGUUUUCCACAGCUCUGCUCCAAUCAACUUGCUUUGUACAAAUACUGUUCUACCUUUCAUAUCACAUGUGAUUUCAAUGUGAACACCCUGCAGAUGUCGAUAAAGAAAUUUUUGCCUUAAAAUCAAAUGCUAAUCUUAAAGCAACAUUUUAUUCUUAAGUCUUUUCUGUUGUAAGAGUUUACAUUGAAUUUGCAGUAAAACGUCUUUAAUUCUGCUGAUGAUUAACAGAAAAACAAUUUUCCUCUCAGACCAAUUCAUAAUACCUAACAAAAUCAUGCUAAAUUUAUCAUUUAACAUCACGUUAAAUGUUAUGUUGUCCAGUUGAUAUGUGAAAUCUCUCUGAAAAUGCUAUAAAUGUUACCAGACUUCC